AUGUUACCCAUCCAAGAGGUGGUCCCUCCACUGGAUUUGAACCGGUACAAUAACGAACACCCACAUCGCGAGAACGACCAGCUGUGGACAAUCGACUCGGAUCAGCAGUGCUCUGAAGAAGACGAAGGCGCCGAAACAUUAGGCAAACAAAAAACUGGUGAUACUUUUCGAACUGUUGAAGACGUUGUUGUAAACCAUGACGUCGUUGUCGUGUCCGCUGACGUGGUUGUUGUGGACGUUGACGUGGUUGUUGUGGACGUUGACGUGGUUGUUGUGGACGUUGACGUGGUUGUUGUGGACGUUGACGACGUUGUCACGUCUGAUGGCGCCAUUUCUGCCUCUCUUCGUAGCACUCUGUUACCUACCGAUAGAGAUCUUACUUUGCCUCGAGGAAAUACUAGCAGUUGCGCCGCUUUUCGUGGCGACCUUGGUAUCCCUCGUGGCAUUGUUGUAGCCGUUGAUGGGUGUACUACAGACGCAAUCGACGGCACCUUGAUCUGA
This is a messenger RNA of Angiostrongylus costaricensis, 501 nucleotides long. The record is from the annotation of a GenBank genome assembly. Lineage: Eukaryota; Metazoa; Nematoda; Chromadorea; Rhabditida; Metastrongylidae.